Nannospalax galili (Upper Galilee mountains blind mole rat) is the source of this 1537-nucleotide messenger RNA. RefSeq names its product bone morphogenetic protein 3 (gene Bmp3). The record is from RefSeq and is a predicted model, not a curated record. NCBI's taxonomy places the organism in Eukaryota, Metazoa, Chordata, Mammalia, Rodentia, Spalacidae. Gene Ontology annotation, cellular component: extracellular region. The coding region runs from base 78 to 1502 and encodes 474 amino acids. Gene Ontology annotation, biological process: BMP signaling pathway; SMAD protein signal transduction; osteoblast differentiation. The transcript is spliced from 3 exons. Gene Ontology annotation, molecular function: growth factor activity; cytokine activity.
GAGUGCAGCCCUCAUCUCCGCGGCUCACCAGCCCUCGGAACCGUUCCCAGCGACCCGGAGAACCGCGCGACCUCGCCAUGGCCCGGCCGCUCGGGCUGCUGUGUCUGUGCCUGGGCUGCUUCUGCCUGAGCUUGGCGCAGGGACAGAAACCAAGCCCGCAUCUUCCCGAGCUCCGCAGAGCCCUGCAUGGCGACCACACGACAGGUGGUGGCCCGAGUCCGGAUCUGAAGCCGCACGACAAGGUGUCGGAACACAUGCUGUGGCUGUACGACAGGUACAGCGGAGGCGGCAGAGUCCAGGCGAUCCGGACGCCAGGCUCCAGGGAUCAAGGCUCACAGUCCUCGCGUCCUCAGCCCCUGCGCGAAGGCAACACCGUCCGCAGCUUCCGAGCCCGAGCAGCAGGAACCCUUCAAAGCAAGGGAUUGCACAUUUUUAAUCUGACUUCGCUAACCAAGUCUGAAAACAUUUUGUCAGCCACGCUGUAUUUCUGCAUUGGAGAGUUAGUGAACAUAAGUCUGAGCUGCCCAGUGUCCCCGGGAUGCUCCCAUCAUACUCAGCUGCACAUCCAGAUAGAUCUCUCUGCAUGGAUCCUCAAAUCCAACCAAAACCAAAGUCAGCUUCUAGGCCAUCUGUCAGUAGAAGUGGUCAAAUCUCAUCGAGACAUUAUGUCCUGGCUGUCAGAAGACAUCACUCAGCUCUUAAAGAAGGCCAAGAAAAAUGAGGAGUUUCUCAUAGGUUUUAACAUUACAUCCAGUGCACACCAGCUGUCCAAGAAGGUGUUACUUUCUCCAGAGCCUUAUAUCUUGGUAUAUGCCAACGAUGCUGCCAUUUCUGAGCCAGAAAGUGUGGUAUCGAGCUUACAGCGACACCGAGAUUUCCCAUCAGGAACGGUACCCAAACUGGAUAGCCACAUCAGAGCAACACUCUCUGUUGAAAGAAGGAAAAAGCGUUCUACUGGGAUCUUGUUGCCUCUACAGAACAAUGAACUGCCUGGGGCAGAGUACCAGUACAAGGAAGAUGGUGUGUGGGAGGAGAGGAAACCUUACAAGACCCUUCAAACUCAGUCCCCAGAGAAGAGCAAGAACAAGAAGAAGCAGAGAAAAGGGUCCCCCCAGAAGAGCCAGACACUCCAGUUUGAUGAACAGACGCUGAAGAAGGCAAGACGAAAGCAAUGGAUUGAGCCUCGAAAUUGUGCCAGGAGAUACCUUAAAGUGGACUUUGCUGAUAUUGGCUGGAGUGAAUGGAUUAUCUCCCCCAAGUCAUUUGAUGCUUACUAUUGCUCCGGAGCAUGCCAGUUCCCCAUGCCAAAGUCUUUGAAGCCAUCAAACCAUGCUACCAUCCAGAGUAUAGUGAGAGCUGUGGGGGUCGUCCCUGGGAUUCCUGAGCCUUGCUGUGUACCAGAAAAGAUGUCCUCACUCAGCAUCUUAUUCUUUGAUGAAAAUAAGAAUGUAGUGCUUAAAGUCUACCCUAACAUGACAGUAGAGUCUUGUGCUUGCAGAUAACCUGGCAAAGAACACACUCGAAUGCUUAAUUCAAU